This is a messenger RNA of Talaromyces rugulosus, 1506 nucleotides long. RefSeq lists its product as uncharacterized. Lineage: Eukaryota; Fungi; Ascomycota; Eurotiomycetes; Eurotiales; Trichocomaceae. The record is from RefSeq and is a predicted model, not a curated record. The transcript is spliced from 3 exons. Gene Ontology annotation, molecular function: oxidoreductase activity, acting on the aldehyde or oxo group of donors, NAD or NADP as acceptor. Bases 1 to 1506 code for a protein of 501 amino acids.
AUGGCUUCGAAUCUCGCGGUGCAGCUCACGGCGCCAAAUGGCCGACAAUAUACGCAGCCCACAGGGCUGUUUAUCAACAAUGAAUGGGUGGCAUCGGGCGACGGCAAGACGAUUUCCUCUAUCAAUCCCACAACCGAGACCGAAAUAACAUCUGUCCAUGCUGCAUCCCCCUCAGACAUCGACAAGGCCGUGGUAGCCGCGCGUGCGGCACUCAACAACCCUUCAUGGCGCGACCUAGGCGCCUCGGAGCGCGGAAAGCUGCUAUACCGACUGGCCGAGCUGGUCGAGGCGCACCGCGACACGCUGGCCACGAUCGAGACGUGGGACAAUGGGAAACCGUUCGCCGUCGCCAGAGACGAGGACCUGGCCGAGGUCGCCGAGACGCUGCGCUACUACGCCGGUUGGGCCGACAAGGUGUUUGGCCAGGUUAUCGAUACCACGCCGGACAAGUUUGCGUAUACGAUCAGAGAGCCCGUCGGGGUCUGUGGGCAGAUCAUCCCAUGGAACUAUCCCUUGUCCAUGGCCGCGUGGAAACUCGGUCCGGCGCUGGCAUGCGGAAACGCCGUGAUCUUGAAACCAGCCGAGCAAACGCCGCUCUCGAUUCUGUACUUUGCCAACCUGGUCGUGGAAGCAGGCUUCCCCGCCGGCGUGGUAAACAUUGUCAACGGCCUGGGACGCAUCGCCGGCGCUGCGAUCGCGUCUCACCCAGGCAUUGACAAGAUCGCGUUCACCGGCAGCACGGCGACAGCGCGCGAGAUAAUGAAAAUGGCCGCAAGCAACCUGAAAAACAUCACGCUCGAGACCGGCGGCAAGAGCCCGCUGAUUGUCUUCAACGACGCUGACCUGGAGCAGGCGGUCGAAUGGGCUCAUAUCGGCAUCAUGUCGAACCAAGGGCAGAUCUGCACGGCAACCUCGCGCAUCCUCGUGCAGGACAAAAUCUACGACAAAUUCCUCGACCAGUUCAAGAGCCAGGUCAAAUCCAUCAGCAAAGUCGGUGACCCAUUCGACGAGUCCACCUUCCAGGGCCCCCAGGUCACCAAGGCACAGUACGACCGCAUCAUGUCGUACGCGCAAAUCGGCAAAUCCGAAGGCGCCAAACUGGCCCUGGGCGGCCAACGGUAUUCUGCGGAAAAGAAAGGGUUCUUUGUUGAACCGACUGUGUUUACAGAUGUGUCGAGCAAGAUGCGUAUCUACCAAGAGGAAGUCUUUGGGCCCUUUGUCGUCAUCGCCCGCUUCUCGACCGAGGACGAGGCGGUUCGCAUGGCCAACGAGACAACCUACGGUCUCGGAUCGGCUGUGUUCACAACCGAUUUGGUGCGUGCGCAUCGAGUGGCGCGCCGUAUCGAGGCUGGUAUGGUCUGGAUCAAUUCGAGUAAUGAUUCCGACUGGCGGAUUCCGUUUGGAGGUGUCAAGGGCAGUGGCAUUGGCAGAGAGCUUGGAGAGGAAGGCCUCAAGGCGUACAGCCAGGUCAAGAGCGUUCAUGUGAAUAUGAAAUCUAAGCUGUAG